GCCCCCCAGAGCGAGGUUUUCCAGAGGGAUGACGUCACGCUCGCGAGCAGCAGCAACAGGCUGAGAGCCGAAUAUCGCAAAGAAGAUAAAACACACUGAACUGUAGUAAGAAUCACGUCUGCGCGAGCUUGUUCUGUCAUCUGAGCAUGUGAGUGCUCUUGUGGUAAGGUUUAACAGAGCAAUCAUCGAUAUUCGUGAGCUGUCGUCCAAAGAAAAACUCUCGCGGAAGAAAAGUUUGGGAAGGCCUCUGACGUCACGCCUCUCGGGACUCUUUCGUCUCAAACCGGACGGGACGGUUUUCUUCGCAUAUAACUGAACUUUUAACUUGAUUAAAGCUGUAAACGGUCAUACAGUCCGAUCCGGAGUGAAGACUCGGUGGAAAAACAUCCUCAGCGCGAAAAUGAUGCCGAUGUUCCUGACUGUGUACCUCAGUAACAAUGACCAGCAUUUCACAGAGGUGCCCAUCACGCCCGAGACGGUGUGUGGAGACGUGCUGGAGCUGUGUAAGGAGCCGGCCGAGGCCAGCUGUCACCUGGCUGAAGUGUGGAGAGGCUCAGAGCGAGCGGUAGGCGAGAGCGAGAAGAUGAUGGAUCUGCUGCUGCAGUGGGGGCAGAAGAGGCCUGAGGUUCGGUUCUUUCUGCGUCGAGGCAGAGCACCCAACCUGCUGACAGACUCCAGGACCUGGAAUCAGAAGAGGAAUGGCGUCAAGAAGCCCACAGACAGACGGCAGGAGAAUGGAGUGAGCAGCCCGUGGAGGGACAUGACUCUAGCAGAGCUGCAGGAAAUGUCUGCCAGACAGCAGCGUCAGAUUGACACCCAGCAGCAGCUCCUGGCCUCCCAGGAGCAGCGCUUGCAUUUCCUGAAGCAGCAGGACCACAGGCAACUGCAGACGUCCUCGGAGCAGAAGAAACUGCAGCAUCUGAGGGACACGGUGGGGAAACAGGAGGCGCAGCUGAAGACGGUGCGAGAUCUGAAGGGACAGGUGGAGCAGAAACGCCUUAGCAAUGGCAAACUCGUUGAGCAGGUGGAACAGAUGAACAGUAUGCUCCUUCAGAAGCAGAAGGAGCUGGUAGUCGCCAUGUCCAAAGUGGAAGACCUGAGCAAACAGCUGGAGACCCUAAAAAACGGCCAGCUGGAUGCGCUUCACAGUAACCACAGCUCUGUGGCCGAGCUGGACAGACUCUGCAGGGAACUACAGAUGAGGAAGAACAUCAACCUGGAGCAGAGCGCUAAACUGCAGCAGCAGAGAGAGAACCUAAACAAGAGGAACCAGGAGGUGGCCAGCAUGGACAGACGAGUCAGUGAGCUGCGAGAUCGUCUGUGGAAGAAGAAAGCUGCCCUACAGCAGAAAGAGAACCUUCCUGUCAGCUUGCCUUCAGAUGCCCAGACAGUGCAGCAGACAGGACCGUCCCGUGUGGCUGCUGUGGGCCCUUACAUCCAGUCCUCUACGAUGCCCAGGGGCCCCGCUAAACAGGACCUGCUCAUUAAACACGCUUACCCAGACGGCACAGCAACUGUACCGCAUCAGGACAAGAGCACUCACCCGGACUCAGGCAAGGUGUCCUCAAAGAUGUCUAACUGGAGUUCAGCCGCUACGAAGAUGGGCAGUAAUCUUGGGUCAUCCAGUCUGCCCCGCAUGGUGACCCAGGCAUCUAAAAACCAAGAUAACACAGACGUGUUGAAGCGGGACCCCAGGGUGCGUCCGGCCUCCAUGUUUGAGUCCAUUGAUCCACCGGCAGCUUCUUUACGGAAGAACCAGAGCAGCGAGGACCUUGCGCGAGAUGCCCAGAGUGCUGUCAAGAACACCGUCAAGGUUCCUCCUCCAGUUCCCACUAAACCGAAACAAGCCAACCUUCCCUCUGGUGGCCCGAUGGGAUACAGCAAGAUGACCGGCACCUUCCCUGGGAAGAGUAAGUCUUCCGCUCAGCAGCCGCCCGCUGGCAUCCAGUCUGGUGGUACUUUACCCCUGCCCUCCAAACUGGAGGCUCCCCCGGCUGCCACAGUACACCCCUUCAGCCCCGAGCCUCCUGGAGCCAAAGACUCCAGCGGGCAGCUCCUGCACAAGCCCCAGAUGCUGACCACCAGCUCCAUCUACUCCAUGUACACGCAGCCGCAGGGCAUUCAGGGAACGCUGAGCCGAGCCCAGAACCGCAACAGCAACUUCAUCAGCGUUUAUGGGAAGCCAGUGACCCCCGCAGGCCAGCACCCAGAGAACCCGUACCUGGACUCGUCCAGUGGCCCCGAAGCAGAGAAGGAACCCAGCGCCGGAGCAUCUGAGAGCGAGCGGAUCCCCAGACCUCUGAGUCCCACCAAACUGCUGCCCUUCAUCUCCAACCCCUGGCACCAGAGCGACGUCGACCUCGAGGCCCUCAGGAAGAAGCUCUACAACGCACCCAGACCCCUGAAGAAACGCAGCUCCAUCACGGAGCCCGAGGGCCCGGGUGGCCCCAACAUCCAGAAGCUGCUGUACCAGAAGACGACUCUGGCGGCGAUGGAGACCGCGGUGACUCCUCCAGGAGAAGAGGAGAAGGAGACCCCCGCAGAUGCUCAGAGAGCAGAUGAAGCUUCGCUGGAGGAAGCAGAGCAGGCUGUUCCUGAGCCGGCGGAGUCCACAGCCGCUCCAGACACUGAAGGAGAGGACAUGCCUCCUCCACCUCCUCCGCACCCGGCCCCGCUCUUACCUCCACCGCCCCAGCCUGACAGCCCUCCUCCUCCACCUCCUCCUGACAGCUUCCUGGAGGACUUCCCUCCGUAUCCUCCUCCUCCGUAUCCCAGCGGUGCUGAGCACGAGGCUCCAGAAGACACCUUCAGCAUGAAGCCACCGGAGGUCACCGGACAGGUUCCCUCUCCACCGGGUAAGAGGACGAAUCUGCGUAAGGCCGGGUCCGAGCGCAUCGAUCACAGCAUGAGAGUGCGCUUCAAUCCUCUGGCUCUGUUACUGGACUCAUCGCUGGAGGGAGAGUUGGAUCUGGUGCAGUGGGUCAUUUACGAGGUUGAGGAUCCCAGUCAGCCUAACGAUGAGGGAAUCACAGCGCUGCAUAACGCAGUGUGUGCCGGCCACACAGACAUCGUGAAGUUCCUGGUGCAGUUUGGAGUCAAUGUGAACGCCGCUGACAGUGACGGAUGGACGCCCCUGCACUGCGCCGCAUCCUGUAAUAACGUGCAGGUGUGUAAGUUCCUGGUGGAGUCGGGGGCGGCCGUGUUUGCCAUGACCUACAGCGACAUGCAGACGGCAGCGGAUAAGUGUGAGGAGAUGGAGGAGGGAUACACUCAGUGCUCUCAGUUCCUCUACGGCGUCCAGGAGAAGAUGGGCAUCAUGAACCGCGGGGUGGUGUACGGCCUGUGGGACUACGAGAGCGAGCAGGACGACGAGCUGUCCUUCAGAGAGGGCGACUGCAUGACGGUGCUGCGGCGGGAGGACGAGGACGAGACAGAGUGGUGGUGGGUGCGCUCGGCCAGCGGAGAGGGCUACGUCCCCCGAAACCUGCUGGGGUUGUACCCAAGAAUUAAACCCCGUCAGCGGAGUCUGGCUUAAGUCCUUCAGAGAGAAGAGCAAAGACUGAGUCAACACCACUAGUUGACCUCCUCACGACGGAUGCAGGACCCUCUACUUGUUUGUCCCUUCUGUGUUGUAGUUGUUUUUUUGGAUGUUACUGUUGAUAUGUUACAGUGACGGUCACUCUGUCUUUUUUUAUUCCACAAAACAAUUGCAUAGAAAUGAAGUGUUUCAAUUGUACUUUAUAUUUGUAUAUCAAGAUUUUUUUCACUGCAAUUUUUUAUUUUUAUUUUUUAUUGUGGACUGUGUUUAGUAUCACAGGUAUUUUGCAUACGGUGUUCUUUCAGUGCUUUAUUGAAAGGUUAGUGAAAGGAAAUGAAUUAUGUUGGAAACAGAACUUCUGAAUCUGGUUCAAUAUUUUUACUCGUGAGCACAAAGUAUAAUGAAGUAGUUGUACAGUGGUAGUAAACUGGGUUAAGUACAGUGAGUUUUACUAGAUUUGCAGUAGGUGUCCAGCAGCAAUCUCUCGCUUCAUCUCAACUUCAGCCGCAUAAAAUGGUGAUGUUCAUAUUGAAAGAACAGCUUUUAUUAUACACUACAAAUACAACCUGCAUUUUCGCAAUCCUCAUCCUUAUGGACAAAUCAGCUGCAGGUGAAAUGUAACCUGAUCAGAAAUAAUAAAAACACUGUGAACAGUU
Molecule: messenger RNA, 4194 nt
Organism: Cyprinus carpio (common carp)
Lineage: Eukaryota; Metazoa; Chordata; Actinopteri; Cypriniformes; Cyprinidae
Product: apoptosis-stimulating of p53 protein 2-like
Exons: 18
Coding region: 401-3535 (1044 amino acids)
Biological process (GO): regulation of apoptotic process
Cellular component (GO): nucleus
Molecular function (GO): p53 binding
Source: RefSeq, a predicted model, not a curated record